AUGACGCCUCAAAGCGUCAAAAAAAGGUCAACAAACGUCGACUUAAAGUCGACGGAUGUGGGCAGAGGCACGAAACCCCUGGGUCACCUCUCGCGCCCCUCUCACGCCCCUCUCGCCUGCUCCAUCCUCAGCUCCCCACCACCUUCUGCCUCUAACCGCCUGCGCCCUCGCUCUGCACACCUCCCCUUGAAGAGGGACGAAUAUGGGGAGCUUCGGGUGACGAAUGACGAGGGACGAGGGACAGCGGACGACAAUGGGGGCAUGAUGAGGACAGCGGGGCACAACGAGGACAGCGAGGCGCAUGACGAGGACGGCGGGGCACACGACAAUGAGGAUGACAGCACAAUGAGGACGGCAGGGGGGCACGACCGGGGGCACCCUUCAUCCUCACCCUUGCCCCUCAUCCGCUCCCCCGUCCUCUGCCUUGCCCCUCGUCCCCUCACCACCCUCACCACCCUCUGCCCUUGCCCUCGCCCUCUGCCCCCGCCCUCGCCCUCUGCCCCCUCCAUCGGCCUUUCACCCUCUACCUCGCCUCUCACCCUCUCCACCACCUCUCGCCCUCUCCCCCACCUUCUCGCCCCUCAUCCACCCCUUGUUCACCCCUCCCUUGCCCCUCGUUCACCCCUUGUCCACCCUCUGCCUCCCCCUCGCCCUCAUCCUCUGCCCUGCCCUCUCGCCGAUCUUGCUGUCUCACCCGCCUCGUCUCUCACCCCUCUCCGUUCACCCCUCCUCGCACUUCACCCCUCGCCCUUCGCCCCUCACCCUGGCCAGCACCCACCCACCAGGCGAGAGCAAGAGGGUGGAACACAGGGAACGGAAGGGAGGAAAGUGCUGGAGGUGAUGCAAGAGCAAAACCUCGUGACUUGCCUUCCUCAGAAGUACUAUGAUGCCCUUCAAUCGCCGUCCCCCAUAGUUGAACAGAGGGUCAAGGACGUGGUUCACAUCAAGGUCGACAAUGACGAGACCACCCCACAUUACGUGAAAGAAGAGGAGGAAGAUUUAUUCCUGCUCAUGGAGGAGGAUGUGAAGAUGCUUGCAAAGGCGCACUCAAAGCCAGAAGUGUUCACUCUCUAUGAGUGGAUGGGGGAGGAGUGGGCAGAUGAGGGAAUCCAUGUCGUUAAAGCCGAGCAGUCUUCACUUUAG
This is a messenger RNA of Cyclocybe aegerita, 1143 nucleotides long. The record is from the annotation of a GenBank genome assembly. Lineage: Eukaryota; Fungi; Basidiomycota; Agaricomycetes; Agaricales; Hemipholiotaceae.